UCUCAGAAGAUUGUUUGUGAGGAUAAAGGGCAACACCAUAAGCAACCAUGUCUGGAAGAGGAAAGGGAGGCAAAGGUCUUGGUAAAGGAGGAGCCAAGCGUCAUCGUAAGGUCCUGAGAGAUAACAUUCAGGGAAUCACCAAACCUGCGAUUCGCCGUCUUGCGAGGCGUGGUGGCGUGAAGCGAAUCAGUGGUCUCAUCUACGAGGAAACCCGUGGUGUCCUUAAGAUCUUUCUAGAGAACGUGAUUCGUGAUGCAGUUACCUACACUGAGCAUGCUCGCCGCAAGACUGUUACUGCCAUGGAUGUUGUUUAUGCCCUUAAGAGGCAGGGUAGGACCCUUUACGGUUUUGGCGGCUAGAUAAUUAGGGAUUAG
Molecule: messenger RNA, 374 nt
Organism: Abrus precatorius (Indian licorice)
Lineage: Eukaryota; Viridiplantae; Streptophyta; Magnoliopsida; Fabales; Fabaceae
Product: histone H4
Exons: 1
Coding region: 48-359 (103 amino acids)
Biological process (GO): nucleosome assembly
Cellular component (GO): nucleosome
Molecular function (GO): structural constituent of chromatin; DNA binding; protein heterodimerization activity
Source: RefSeq, a predicted model, not a curated record